AUGAUCCGAAGUAUUUGUGGAGACAAGCCCAAACAAUGGGACUUGGCCUUACUGCAAAUCAAAUUUGCAUACAAUAGCGCGGCGCAUUCGGCGACGGGAAAAUCUCCAUUCUCUCUUGUCUACACUACCCCACCGCGUCAUGUCGUUGACUUAAUAGCACUUCCCAAGCUUCCCGGAGUGAGUUCAGCUGCUGAACAUAUGGCACGUGAUGCUAUGGCCGUGAAAGAUGCCGUUAAAGCAAAGCUAGUGGCCACCGGAGAAAAGAACAAGGCUGUCGUUGAUGCUCAUCGUUGUGCCAAGGUGUUUGCGGUGGGGGAUAAGGUAAUGGUAUUCCUACGGAAAGAGAGGUUUCCUCGCAAGUAUGGACCUUUUACCGUCCUUAAGAAGAUUAACGACAAUGCCUACGUCAUUGAUUUGCCGCCUACUAUGAAUAUCUCUAGCACGUUCAAUGUCGCUGACAUCUAUGAGUUUCAUGAGGAUACUGUGCUUUAUCCUGAGAUGAACUCGCGGUCGAGUUCUUUACAGGUGGAGGAGACUGAUGCAGGGUAA
Linum trigynum is the source of this 549-nucleotide messenger RNA. The record is from the annotation of a GenBank genome assembly. NCBI's taxonomy places the organism in Eukaryota, Viridiplantae, Streptophyta, Magnoliopsida, Malpighiales, Linaceae.